UUCCUAUUUCACAUCAAAUCUGUCUAAUAAUCAAACUAACAUGUUCAAUUGUUAACUUCACUUAUCAUAAUACCUUCAUGAACAAGAUAAUUACUAUGAUUUAUAUUUAUAAAGGGACAAAAUAAUCAACUCAUCAGUUUCAGAAAUGGCACACAAGAACAUUCCGAUUCGUUUCAUUGCAAUAGCAUUUUUGUUACUGUUGUUGCAAGGAUGUGUUGCCGAUAGUGCGAAAUUGAAAAAUGCAUUGAAGAACUCUUCGGGAACAGGCAAUAAAACGAGUAAUGACAAUGAUGAUGAAAAUAUCUUCAAGGAAGAAGCAUCAAAGUAUUUGCCUCAAUGCAGUUCAAACAGAUCGGAAAACUAUGGAGAUUCGAAUGAUGGUAACGAGGACAACUAUAAACACACAAACGGCAAUAACAACAAGAAUAAAAAAGGAUAUUAUACAAGUUUUGCUUAUGGAACUGAAGACAAUCAAAAAGAUGAAAAAAAUCCAUAUAGCCACGACUACACUAGAAAUAAUAACAGGAAUUCUUAUGGCAAUCUAAAAGGCAAUGAUGAUAAUAAUAAUAAUAAUUCGUACUCCAAUUAUGAUAACAAUAAUAAUGGCCGAAAAUGUAAUAGAGGUUCUCACAAUACGCAUGGUGGCGCCGGCAAUAACGGGGAAAGUAAUAACUACAACAAAUAUGAAUAUAAUCCUACUAGUAAUUACGGUAGUAAUGGAUAUAUCAAGGGAUACAAUUCAAACAGGGAGAUCCAAAAUUUUGAAUCGACAAGGGGAGAAACUUCAUCCAAUAUUUAUGGUUCCAACAGAGACAACUCGUAUGGACAGCCAAAUAGUUACAAUAAUGACAACUACUACAGUUCUAGUUCGGACCGAGAAACAACAGGUUACUCGUACGGGCAAAGAACAAGACGAGGGAGUAAUUACAACAGAGAAUAUGAUAAUCAGUGCACCAGUCAAUGCAUAUUUGGAUACAUGGAAUUGUUAGAUGAUGAUCGACUUCCGUCAGAAACAUUGGUUAUCAAGUGGAUUCAAGAUCACAUUACAGAUGAUGAUAUGAAAAGAAUUACAAGUUUGAGAGAAAUCAGAAAAUGUUUCGGAAGGUUAUCCGCUUCAGAUAUUGAAGAUGGUUGUGAAUAUUCAAAGGAACUAGGAAAGUGCAUGAACCUGGACUUGAAUUGAAAAUAGAUUAUAUAUUAUUGUAGACGCUUUAUUCAAUUUAAUAAAUGAUUAUGAA
Messenger RNA from Leptinotarsa decemlineata (Colorado potato beetle), 1238 nucleotides. RefSeq lists its product as uncharacterized. NCBI's taxonomy places the organism in Eukaryota, Metazoa, Arthropoda, Insecta, Coleoptera, Chrysomelidae. The record is from RefSeq and is a predicted model, not a curated record.